AUGUCUCUUCAAGCCAAACUCCAAGUGGUGACUUCGGAAUUCCAGAAACUUCAGCUUGACCUGUCGAAUGCGGUCGAAGCUAGGCAACGACUGGAGGCACAGUUGUCCGAGAAUCAAUUGGUCAAGAAGGAAUUCGACCAGCUGAAGCCGGAGAGCGUCGUAUAUAAGCAAAUAGGCCCGGUGCUGGUCAAGCAAGAUCAGUCGGAGGCAAAGAGCAACGUCGAUACGCGACUGGAGUUCAUCACAGGAGAGAUCAAACGCGUAGAAAGCCAGAUAAAGGAGAUCGAGCAGAAGAGUGAAAAGAAAAAGACCGAAGUACUUGAGUUGCAGACGUCUAUGCAGCAACAGCAAGCAAAAGCUAGCCAACCAGCAAUCAAAGCUUAA
Molecule: messenger RNA, 384 nt
Organism: Pleurotus ostreatus (oyster mushroom)
Lineage: Eukaryota; Fungi; Basidiomycota; Agaricomycetes; Agaricales; Pleurotaceae
Exons: 4
Coding region: 1-384 (127 amino acids)
Biological process (GO): protein folding; chaperone-mediated protein complex assembly
Cellular component (GO): prefoldin complex; cytoplasm
Molecular function (GO): protein-folding chaperone binding
Source: RefSeq, a predicted model, not a curated record